CGCCAGGUUCAACCCUGGCAGCAACGGAGAGCUCGUGCACUGCGCUGAGGUGGUGGCCAAGGGGGACUACGAGUGGCGGAUCGAAGGCAUGUCGUGGCUGGUGAACGCUCUGAGCCAGAACGAGUGCUGCAACUUGGAGAGCUGCGCCUUCAUCGUGGGCGGCGAGGAGUUCACCUUGGUCUACAACCCCAAAGCCACGGACGUGGGGGACAUCGGCAGACAAAGAGGCUCCCUCUGCAUUGUCCACCAAGACGAGGGAGGCAUCUGCUUCCGCUACCGAGCGCUGAUCAAGAACUCCUCGGGCCAAUUCGUCCAGUGGGGCCCGGAGGGCAACGAGUGCCACCCCGCGGAGUCCACCUGCGGCCGCGCCUUCGGCCCCGACGUCUACAACGAGGGAGAGGUGCCUCCGAAUGGCGAGGUGGGCAUCUUUGGGCUGAGCCACGAGGAGCUUCUGAGCUCCGAGUGGGUGGUGGAGGGUGCGCUCACCGCCAAGUUCGAGCUGGAGGUGCGGCCCAACGUGGAGCUGGACCCCAUGCCGCUCAAGAAGGCCUCCAUCGAGGUGCCGGCCUCCACGUUGGCCAAAGACCUGCUGAGCUUGCUCGAGGGCAAGGGGGACGUGACGUUUAUGGUGCAGAGCGAGCGCAUCGAGGCGCAUUCCCAGAUCCUGGCGGCGCGCUCGGAGGUCUUCGGGCGGCAGCUGAGCAUCGGCAUGCGCGAGUCCAUCUCCAAGGAGAUCGUAGUGGAGGACUGUGAGCCCAGCACCUUCCGCGCGCUGCUCCGGUUUUUGUACUCCGACGACCUCACUUUGAUGGAAGAGCUCGCGAAGCAGGCGAAGGAGGGCCCUGCGGCAGGCGGCAAGACGUACACCACCUUCCUUCAGAAGCUCCUAGCCCUGAGCCACCUCUACCAGGUGAACCGCCUGCGGAUCUGGUGCGAGCAGAAGCUCUGCGACUCCGUGACGGCCAACGAUGCCUUCUCCGUGCUGUCCCAGGCCCAUUUGUACGAGGCCAAGCAGCUGGAGCACGCCUGUCUCAGCUUCAUCAAGGACAACCUCGGCGCGGUGGCCUCCAGCGCCGACUACGGCCGCGGCUGCAAGGCGCUGCCGGAAGUGGCGCUGAAGGUCACCGCCUUCACCGCGGGCCUGGACGAGCGCUCCGCGCUGAACGCCUUCGAGGCCUGCAGGGAGAAGCGUGAGAUCAAGGAGUCGGAGAAAGAGGAGAAGGAAAAGGAGGAAGAGAAGAAGCCGGCCAAGCGCAAGCGCAGCACUUGAGAUCGCAGAGACGAUGCAGCGAGCCAGCGAGCUCUGCGGUCUUGAAUCGAGCAGUUGAUCGCGGAGAUCUGUGCCUUCCAAUUGUUUGUAUAGUUUUUUGGGGGG
Molecule: messenger RNA, 1375 nt
Organism: Effrenium voratum
Lineage: Eukaryota; Dinophyceae; Suessiales; Symbiodiniaceae
Source: the annotation of a GenBank genome assembly